AUGGUCUAUUACGACAUCACCCCUUCCAAGCAGGCCGGCCUCCCCCGCUACCUUUACCACCAAGCCACCUUCAGACCAGCCCCAGUUCAUAGCGUCAACCUUGCCGGCCACACUGCCAUCGUAACAGGAGCCAACUCGGGCGUCGGCUUCGAAGUCAGCCGGCAAUUUCUCGACCUUGGUCUGACCAGGCUGAUCCUUGCCGUUCGAGACGAAGCCAAAGGCGCCGCUGCUGUACAAAAGCUUGCUCUCAAGCCUGAUGGAACCAAACGUGAAUCUGGCGCCACUGUCGAAGUCUGGAAGCUCGACCUUUUCGAUCAUGGCUCUGUUCUGUCGUUUGCAAAACUCGACAUCAUUAUGCUGAACGCCGCGAUGGGGGUCCCGUCCAAGCGUGCUUUCCGCCCAGAAACGAGACACGAUGAGACACUUCAGGUGAACUACCUUUCCACUGCGCUGCUGGCUACCCUGUUGCUCCCAGUGGUCAACAAGACAAGAGCAAAUCAACCCGCUCCGACCCGCAUCACGUUUACCUCCUCCGAAGCAUCAGCUUGGGCAAAGCUCCCACUUGGCAAAAAGAUCCCCAUUCUUGAGACGCUUGACAAGCCGGAGGAGGACGUGGACUUGGCAGAUGGGAUGUUUACCUCGAAGCUUCUCGUUUUUUUGCGGGAGCUGGCAAAACGAGCGCCCGUCAAGAUUGCGGCCAUCAAAUGGGGCGUGUCGCCUGGCAUGGUGAAUGACUCCGAGUUUGACCGCGAAUUUAAGAAGACGACCACGGGGGCAAUAAUGCAGAGGAUCAAGAUGUGGGUGGGAAAUAGCUCGGCUGUGGCGGCGAGAAUGGUCACGUAUGCGGCAGCGGGGUGUGGGGAGGACACGCAUGGGGAGUUUUUGUCCUUUCAGAAAGUGGUACCCAUGGCUCCCAUUAUUUACACGGGCCAAGGGGAGGUCAUAUCUGCUCGGUUGUGGAAGGAGACAAUGGAAGAGUUCAAGUUUGCGAACGUGGACAACAUCAUCAACAGUUUGGGCUGA
Messenger RNA from Podospora pseudopauciseta, 1023 nucleotides. RefSeq lists its product as uncharacterized. Lineage: Eukaryota; Fungi; Ascomycota; Sordariomycetes; Sordariales; Podosporaceae. The record is from RefSeq and is a predicted model, not a curated record.